CUGCUUUGUGUGUUGGACGUGUGCUUUUGGGAGAUCGCAGCAAUAUAAGAGGGAAUAAUGGAGGGUUUAGGAGGUAGACUCACACUGAUGGUGAAAACCUUCAGGAGGGAGUGCCACAGGGUCUUGCAGUCUGAGAGGACUACCAUUCAUGGAGCUGAUGGUAUGCUUAUGGUGCUGCAACUGGCCAUGGCAGAAGUGAAUAAACAGCAUGGCGGAGAGUUCAAAGUGGCUCUGAGUGAUGUCCUGAUGGCCUGGAAACACUUAUUGUUAGACAAACUUCACCUGCCACCCCCCAGUUUUGCACGCUUGGAGAACUAUGAUCUCAUCCUGGAGGCAUACGAGUCCUUCCUGAAACGCUCCAACACCGUGGACCUGGUUGAUAUCCUCUCCAUGUACAAACAGCUGAGGCUGGUGGACUCUGAUCCAGAGGAGCCUCUGAGCCCGAUCCAGCUGUUUGACUUCCUAUCAGGCAACGUAGACAUCCCAGAGUUGCCAGACUCUGCGGUCCCCUCAACACCAUCUAGUAAAGAGAGGUCCUGCAGCUCACAGGUGAAAAUGGCAGUAAGACAGGUUUUCUGCUCCUAUCUUGAUUUGCUUGUAAACACCAAGAAUGACAUCGCCUUGGCACUAAUCCUCGACGUUCCCAGUCGCAGUCUUGGACGGCAGGCAUUUACUGACAUCAAGCAUGCAGCACGCAACAGCAACACUUCUCUCUUCUUGGCCAUGACAUCGUUCGUUAGGGCCCUCCAGCUCGGAGGGAAGGGCUACGCUCCAGCUGAAUCUGACCCACUGAGGAAACAUAUCAAAGGCCUGUCUGACUUUGUCCAGUUUGUAGACAACCUGGAAGAAAUACUGGGGGAGAUCCCCGACCCAAGUGAAUGUGGAGCCAGGCUGGUGACCGCCAUCAGGGCGGUGCUGGUGAAGGGCCGCGGCAGUGGAGAUGCUGUGUACGCUGCAGCUGAGGAGACUGCACAGGAGCUAAAGGAAAGGAUCUGCCAGCUACACACGAUCCAGAAGCAGUCUGUUAGUGGAAGCGGGACGGGGAUAAGUCCUGCAAGGCCAAAAGCAUAUGCAGUCAAUCAUUCUACUGCAUAUGGAGGUCGGGACACUGUGAAGGUGCUGAUGGCACUGCUGGAUGAAGAAGCCCUGACUCCCCCGUGUCCAAACAAGGCUGACCUGCUGUCUGAAGAUCAGCCUGUCCUCAGUGGAACAGAGAGAACCUCCAUCCUCACACUGUACAGAUCCCCUGAAAUGUCUACUGGAUGUUCUCUAGAAUCCCUAAGGAACCGAGUCCAGAGCCGACUAGACCUGCUCAAACCCAAGGUUCGAGAGAGAGUCAUCCGAUCCCAGUUUGCCUGCACAUACAAAGACGAAGAGCUCCCUCUCAACCGUGUGCUGGAUUUCCCAAGCACAAGCCAGGUCCCUACCUGCGUGCAACCAGCACCCAAACCAAAAACCACCACAUCUGUGGAGGACGGGUGCAGCUGUGACGUGGAGGACACAACUAAAGCUGUUUCAGACAAGCAAUCCUCUGAAUGUACAAAUAAGGUGCAGAAUGAAAUUCGGCGGGGAGCUGCUCUCAAGCCAAGAAGUGGAAAUGCUCCAAAACAAGGUGCAGGCCAUGUUAAUGGAAAAACGACUGGCAUUCAGAUACAAAGCAGGGGUAACAAGAGGAAGCAGCUGGAUUCGGACCAACACGGCAGAUCCGAGAAUGUGCCUCCGGAGAAGAAACAGCCCACUUGUGUGCCAGUCAAAAUGCCUGGCAAAAGUGCCAGCAAGGCCUUAAAUAAGAAGAAGCUCAUAGCUGGACAAGGAAAGCUGACCAGCUUCUUCAGAGUCUAACCACUAUUUACACUAAUAAUGACUUUCUAUAAGAUGUUCACACAAAGUGGCUGACUCUUGUGUAGCAAGUGCCAUUUAGGAUUAUUUCUCAUUUAAGCUCUUGGGUCUUCAAAAAUGUUUUACAUGUGGAGAAACUCUUAUUUUGCGUUUUUUUUUUUUUUUUUUUUAAAUCAGGGUUUGGUAACCUUUCAUUGGCAAGCCCAAGGUAUACAUUGCUGCACUUAAAAUGUCCUUGUGAUUGGUUGCUAACAGUUUGCAUGAAAUAUGCCAACUUAUCUGGAAACAGUUGCAGACUACUCACCAAGCGGUAGUGAAACUGCAAAAAGUGUGAUGCAAAACGUUUACAGCUCAGAGUAAAUGGCGAGUGUUUGCAGACAAGUCAGCGUCUUUUUUUGCUGACUUUUCGGGAACUACCAUCUCCAACACCAAAUGCAUGUGUUAUAGUAUGCAGCUAGCAUAAAGAAGCAAUUAUCAAUUAGUGUAAAGGCAGAAAAAGGAGAGAAGUGGCUACAGUUAUUAGCUAGAAUUGCAAAUCUUAAUUAAAAACGUAUCGAAAUAUCGUGUUUCUGGUAUUGGCUUUAUUAUUUUUUUAAUUUAAUUUAUUUAUUAGAAAAAAUUUAUUUUAGUCUGCCAUGUUUCUACCCAUAUAAUGUCAAAAACUUGGCAAGUCAUGUAUUAACAUUUUUGCUGACUUUUUACAUUUUUUUUUUUUUUUGUAUCCCCAGUUGAGUUUUCCAUCUUUCAAACAACAAAUGAAUCCACCAUAACAUGUACCUAGUGCUCGCAUAAAAGCUGUUAAUAUAGAUUGGAUAAAGUUAAAAAGUGGAGCGAUAAUGUUUGCAUUUUAUCUAGGUCCUAGCUAGUUGCUAGUUAGUUGUCCAAGUAGUUAGCAUUUCCUAGCAGUAGCUUAAGGUUUAGCUUACAAUUGAACAACUGAGAAAAAGUAUCAAGUCUUGAUCAGUGGUUUCAUAAGUGCUGUUAUACAUUUUAAGCAAAAGGAAAUUGUAAUUUUCAUCUGUUUAGCUUAGCAUGAUAAUAAAUCAGCUUAUUGUAUUCUAUUGUAUUCAUUUCAUUACUUGGUUUAUAUUUUAGAAUAGAUAGCCAUUUGCUAGCAUCAACUUUAGAUUCAGCUUACAGAUCAGUUUUUGUACAUAUUAAACACCCAAGAUAAAAUAUCAUAUACUAAUUAGUGACUUUGUGAAUGCUGUUAAGACUUUGAUAUUUAAAGUUAAGUUUGAUUGCACUUUAUCACUAAUCAUUUUUAAGAUGAGUCUAAAGAAAGCUUACUGUGGAAGGGGAAUGUAAUCACUACUUUUACAUUUCAGUUUCCUGUAAAAUUCCACCAUUUAGUUCCUCUCUUUAAAAU
This is a messenger RNA of Archocentrus centrarchus (flier cichlid), 3208 nucleotides long. It is a transcript of the gene parpbp, whose product is annotated as PARP1 binding protein. Gene Ontology annotation, biological process: negative regulation of double-strand break repair via homologous recombination. The record is from RefSeq and is a predicted model, not a curated record. Bases 58 to 1842 code for a protein of 594 amino acids. NCBI's taxonomy places the organism in Eukaryota, Metazoa, Chordata, Actinopteri, Cichliformes, Cichlidae. The transcript has 11 exons. Gene Ontology annotation, cellular component: chromatin.